AGCUUUUGAAGCUGAGUUCAAAAGAAAAGUUUAAGUGGAAAGACAAAGUCGAAAAUGGCGCAACUUUUUAGUAUAUGCCUACUAAUAGCAACAGUGGUCAAUGUUCACGGAUUUUCGAAAUACGGACGUGACUGCCGGGAUAUUUUAUGUGCUCCUGGUCAGAAGUGUAUUAUAUCCAGAGAUCCCUGUUCAGGAUCAAAUAAACUUGAAAAUACUCAAUGCGGGAAGUAUCCCACUUGUGUAAUGCACAACCAUUACUCCUCUACUUCAGGUGAAACCCUGGAGCGUGGAAAACGUCAGGCUAACCAGCAAGGAUAUGGAAUGGGUGGCAGUGGAAUGGGACGGCCCAAUGGAAUGAAUAACGGAGGAAACGGUGGUAAUGGAAUGGGUGGUCAAUAUGGAAACGGAAUGGGUGGACAGAACAGAAAUGGAAUGGGUGGUCAGUAUGGGAACGGAAUGGGUGGACAGAAUGGAAAUGGUAUGGGUGGCAAUGGAAUGAGAGGAAACGGAAUGGGUCCAGGUGGAAUGGGCGGUCGAGGAGGGAACGGCAAUGGAAUGGGACAAGGAGGAAUGGGUGGUAAUGGAAUGGGUUCCGGUGGUAUGGGCGGAAAUGGAAUGGGUGGAAACGGUAUGGGUGGAAACGGUAUGGGUGGAAACGGUAUGGGUGGUAAUGGAAUGGGUCCAGGUGGGAUGGGAGGAAACGGAAUGGGUGGUAAUGGACUGGGUCCAGGUGGGAUGGGAGGAAACGGAAUGGGUCCUGGAGGAAUGGGUGGUAAUGGAAUGGGAGGACAGGGCGGCUAUAACGGUCGAUGGGGACAAAACGGAAUGGGUGGACCAAAUGGAAUGGGAGGUCGCAAUGGAAUGGGUAGGCCAAAUGGAAUGGGUGGACCACCCGGUGGGCAAAAUGGAAUGGGUGGACCACCUGGUGGUCCAAACGGAAUGGGACCAGGCAACUGGCAAGGCAAUAACAAUUGGGGAAAUGGAAAUAAUGGGAAUGGUAGUAACCGAUAUGGGGGCAAUAGCUACAGCACUACACCUACAACAACAACGGAUGGCUGGUAACCAGAAACAUGCACCGAGGAGAAUGGGAUAUACAUAUAUUCCUAUGGUGUACUUUUAUUUAGUUUUAUUGUAUUCCUUUUCAAUGUAAUAAAUUGAGUUAUGCAAUUAGCGGAAUUUAAAUUUUUAAUUAUACAUGGUAAUUCAAAGAAAAUAUUGUCGCAGGCACACACAUUAUUUCUCAUUACACCAACACAUAAGCCAUUU
Messenger RNA from Drosophila melanogaster (fruit fly), 1266 nucleotides. RefSeq lists its product as uncharacterized. Bases 55 to 1062 code for a protein of 335 amino acids. The transcript has 3 exons. Lineage: Eukaryota; Metazoa; Arthropoda; Insecta; Diptera; Drosophilidae. The record is from RefSeq and is marked reviewed.